GUGAUUCCAGGUGCAAUAAUACCUGUUCACUUUGCAGCUGCUUGGGGGAGAAGGAAAACGGGACCAUUUAUUUACUGUGGGUUUCUCUCUUCAAAGCAGUUAUAGAAACAUAAUUAAAGGGAAGCUUUUCCUUACUUUCCUGGGGGCUCCUUCCUUGCUUAGCCUUGUAGGACUCGUGGUGAUGGUCAGUUUGCUUGAUUGGGCUGGAUGACUUCCCAAAGGUAAUGCUACUUCAAUUAAAUGUUUUAGGUUUUGUUUCAUGUGCUGAUGUUGCUGAUAAAUGCAAAGAGAAGGAAUUUUUUUCCCUGCUUAACCAUGGAUGCAUUUUCUCUGUGGGCUGUUUGGAGUGAAUUUUUAUGCCUUUUCUCCUACCAAAUGCAUAAUGCUAUGUGUGUUAUUUGAAUGGACAGUUAAUUCCUGUGGUGGUGGUGGGGAGAAGGGAAGGCAGUGACAUUCCUGCCUCCCUUCCCAAGUCCUCCAUGUCCUGCUUAUUGCGUCAGUCUCUCUAUUUUGAUGUUCAGUCUGUGGUGUUGUCUGACCCUUCAGCCCUGGUUUCCUGUUCCUGUUUUCUGGCCUGUUUUGCUCCUCUCUUGUUUUCAGUUGUUGAGCUACAAAAGGCACAGCAUUGGCUUGUGUGAUGUGCUGAGCCUGAGCUGUUGAGGAAACAGAUCGAGUUCCUGGUGGUGUUUUCUCAGACACCCUUUUUCAGUUUUAUUUCUAGUGAAGCUGCAAACCAGGGAUGGCAAACACUCUGCUGCUCUGUCCUGAGACACCUCUGCCAUGAGCCACUGUACCACAGCUGCUUCCAGUCACUUAUUUUGGAUCAAGCCAUCCAUGGCAGACUUCUGUCUCUCAAAGUUGGUUUUUUUUUUUCCUUCUGUUUGAUUGCAGGACCUUAGAAACACACAGCCAGAGUCCCUGCACUUGCUGGGAGUUAGGUGUGGUUUUGCAGAGUCCUUUUUCAGGCAGUACCCAAUGCCCACCCUCUGAACCCAAACAUGUUCCCAUAAAGCUUAUCUGAAUUGGGGAUUUUUACAAAAAUCCAGAUGGAAUUUUUCACCAACAAAUGUCUUCUGUGGAAACAUCAUAGUUAAGCAGUUCAGUUGCCUGAAAGAAGCUUCCAGAAACAUUGUCAAUAUAACCAAGUAAAAUCUUACACUCUCCAGCACUGGGAUGUUGAAUGAAGAAGGAAUGUGAAGGGGGAAUAUCCAGUGAGAUCCCUUUCCUGUGGAUUUUUGUUUACAAAGUAUUCUAGUUUGGAUUUUAUACUGUGGAGAAGUGCAUUAUUUAAAGCCUUGGUUCAGUGUUCACAAUGACUGAGGUGCUCUCUAGAGCAAGGCAAGAUUUUGGCAACCUUUCCUUUGGUUUUAAGGAGAGAGAUGAUUUAUACACAGUCGUUGGGUUCAUCACAAGUUCUGACCAGCUUUGCACCAGUUCCUGCCCAGGUGAGGAGCGUGUGGAGUCAUACCUGUCACACAGACCUUGGGGUUUUCUCAGUGCACUGGAGCAGCCAAACAACAGGUUGUCAUUAGGGCAGGACUCAGCUGGACAUGCAGACAGCAACAGAAAUCCUACAAAGCAGUCUUAGAAGUAGGUUGGGUGGGACCAAAGGGUUGUGCAGCCACUUUCCCCAGCCCUGGGCAGGAUCAGGUCUCCCUAAACCAUUCCUGAGCAGUGUUUGCUCAGCAGCUUCUCAGAAAACUCAGAGAGGGGCAGCUCUGUGGACUCUGGCAGUUUAUUUGACCCUUCAGAUCUUUGCAGGUCAGAAAACUUUCCCUUAUUUGACCAAGUCUCCCUUUGCUCAGUCAGAACUUCUCCCAGUGUGUUGGAAGCAGGGGAUGCAGGAUGGAGGGUGCAGGGCAGGGGUGCAGGAUGGAGGUUGCAGGGCAGAUGCAUGGCCGGAUGCACUUUAAGGGGCUCUGGAUUCUCCAUUUUAGCACGUGAGGAGGAGCAGCAGGGCUGUGUGUGGUGAGUGGUAUCUCCUUACCAGGGCUUGGAAACUGUGGUGGAGCCCAUAUGGAAGCAAAGCCAUUCCUGCUUGUGUCCCAUUUGUGAUCUGCAGAAGGGCAUCGUGUGUGCCCAGCUCCUCUCCCCUGGCUGUGAGCUGGGGGAUGUGAGGAUUCCUGCAGGAAUGCAGCCCCUGGGCCCUCCUGAGUGCUCUCUUUUUCUAAGUAGUUCUGAAAUUUGAAGCCAUGUGCCUUCUGGCUGCUGGAAUGGAAUUUUCCUUUUCCAUCUCCGAUAAAUCUGUACGUCUGAGUGCUCCUGCUCACUGCUCAGGCUCCACUCUGGUUUGUGCCUGGAGAGUGAUGUGAGAAGAGAGCAAACUCCCUUCCUAGAAGGGCUCUAUUUUUGGCUGCUCAAAGCUCUCCCAAAAUGGAGUCAAUAAAGACUUGGGCAAUAGCAGGAGUUUCCAGUGCACAGUCUGGGACAGGGAGAGACCUGCUGUAAUGAUCUCCACUGCAGGAGGAAAGUCUGGGGAUUGCACCUGGAGCGUCAGAGCCCUGACCUGCUUAGGGAAAAUUGGACUAAAUUGCAGUGAAGAUGAGGGAAGUCUCCAACAAUUAUGUUAUUAAAGGAUGUGUUCCCAUUUAUGAGCCCUCAGAACAACGACAACGAGACGGCGCUGCACUGCGCGGCCCAGCACGGCCACACCGAGGUGGUGAAGGUGCUGCUGGAGGAGCUCACCGACCCCACCAUGCGCAACAACAAGUUUGAGACCCCCCUGGACCUGGCCGCGCUCUACGGGAGGCUGGAGGUUGUCAAGAUGCUCUUGAACGCCCACCCAAACCUUUUAAGCUGCAACACUAAGAAACACACUCCCCUGCACUUGGCAGCCAGGAACGGUCACAAAGCCGUGGUCCACGUCCUCCUGGAUGCUGGCAUGGACAGCAACUACCAGACUGAGAAAGGCAGUGCUUUGCACGAAGCUGCUUUGUUUGGCAAGACAGAUGUGGUACAAAUAUUGCUGGCUGCAGGUAUUGAUGUGAACAUAAAGGAUAACAGAGGCCUGACCGCUCUGGACAUUGUGAGGGAGCUUCCUUCCCAGAAAAGCCAGCACAUAGCAGCUCUGAUUGAAGAUUACACCAUUGGGAAGAAAAGUGCCAAAGCUGCAGAGAAGUCCUCUCCAGCCCCGCUCGCUCCCGCCGCCGAUCCCACGGGCCGGACAGCUCAGGGAGAUGUGGACAAAGCCGUGACAGAGCUGAUCAUCAAUUUUGACGUGAACCCCGAAGAGGAGAGCCCCUAUGAAGCGCUGUACAACGCCACCUCCUGCCACUCCCUGGACAGCCUGGCCAGCGGGAGAUCCUCCGACCGGGACUCGGGGAACAAGGAAGCUGAACCCAGCGGCCCCAAAGCGGCCGCAGUCAGGCCUAGAGAACGUCCCCCACCGCCAGCCAAGCCCCCGCCCGACGAAGAGGAGGAGCAGCAUGUGGAAAAGAAGAUAGGUCACAGUGCUCCCUCUGAGGCCUCUGCUGCCUGGGGGAAGAGCAGGGGAAGUGGAGCUGAGGAAGAGGAACACCCGUACGAGCUGUUGCUUACAGCAGAAACUAAGAAACCGGUUGCAGUGGACAGGAAAACAAAAGACCACAGGAGGAGCAGCGGUGGCUGCAGCCAGGACCCUGCUGACAGCCAGGACAUCCAGGUGCCAGAGCAGUUUUCAGGGUUGCUUCACGGUUCUUCUCCGAUCUGUGAGAUAAGUGAGGACCCUUUCAGGCUCGUUUCCUCUGCAGAGAAGGGGGGCACAGAAGCUACAAGCCAGCCUGCUGGUAUGCAGGUGGAGGAUGCUGACUUACCUGGCUCAGGAUCGGUGCGGAGCAGCUCUCCCGACCGGGACCAGGCGGUGGUUUACGCCACGGUGCAGCACACGCACGUCAGCCGGGCGGAUCCCACGGCCGUAGUCACGCCCCACGUGCCGCAGCACCCUGGCGGUGCUGAGGAAGAGGGGGACAGAGCUGUGGGCAGGGCCCACCCGGGCAGCAAGCCCAAAGCCGAGCUCAAACUCAGCCGCAGCUUGUCGAAGUCGGACUCUGACCUGCUGACCUGCUCCCCGACAGAGGACGAUGCCAUGGGGAGCCGCAGUGAAUCGCUCUCCAACUGCAGCACUGGGAAGAAGCGGCUGGAGAAGUCCCCAUCCUUUGCUUCGGAGUGGGAUGAGAUUGAGAAGAUCAUGAGUUCCAUUGGUGAAGGCAUUGACUUUUCCCAGGAGCAGCAGAGGAUCUCAGGUUCGCGGAUGCUGGAGCAGAGCGUCGGGGAGUGGCUGGAGUCCAUCGGCCUGCAGCAGUACGAGAGCAAGCUGCUCCUGAACGGCUUCGACGAUGUUCGCUUCCUGGGCUGUAAUGUCAUGGAAGACCAGGACCUUCGGGACAUUGGGAUUGGGGACCCGCAGCACCGCCGGAAGCUGCUCCAGGCUGCUCGUUCCCUCCCGAAGUUGAAACCCCUGGGCUGUGAUGGGAACAGCCAGCCAUCAGUUCCUGCAUGGCUCGACUCCCUGGGGCUGCAGGAUUACAUCCAGUCCUUCCUCUCGAGUGGCUACAGCUCUAUUGACACUGUGAAAAACCUCUGGGAGCUUGAGAUAGUAAACGUGCUGAAGGUGAACCUGCUGGGCCAUCGGAAGAGGAUCAUCGCCUCGCUGGCAGACAGGCCCUACGAGGAGCCCCCGGCCAAGCCGCCGCGGUUCUCGCAGCUGAGAUGCCAGGACUUGAUGUCCCAGACCUCAUCGCCCCUGAGCCAGAAUGACUCCUGCACAGGCAGAUCUGCUGAUCUCCUGCUGCCCUCCGGGGACACCAGCAAGAGGCAACACGACCGUGGCACUGAGAUUGCUCCCUACUCCAGAGCUGAGCGCUACAAAGCACAGGAGGACCGUCGGGAAUCCAAGCUGACCCUGCGCCCCCCCAGCCUGGCUGCCCCAUAUGCCCCAGUCCAAAACUGGCAGCACCAGCCCGAGAAGCUCAUCUUUGAGUCCUGCGGGUACGAGGCCAAUUACUUGGGCUCCAUGCUGAUCAAAGACCUCCGAGGGACAGAGUCUACACAGGAUGCUUGUGCCAAGAUGAGGAAAUCCACGGAGCACAUGAAGAAGGUCCCGACCAUAAUCUUGUCUAUCACAUACAAAGGGGUGAAGUUCAUCGACGCCUCCAACAAGAAUGUCAUUGCUGAGCACGAGAUCCGGAACAUCUCCUGUGCUGCUCAGGACCCCGAGGAUCUCUGCACAUUUGCCUAUAUCACCAAGGAUCUGCAGACCAGCCACCACUACUGCCACGUCUUCAGCACUGUGGAUGUGAACCUGACGUACGAGAUCAUCCUCACAUUGGGGCAGGCGUUCGAGGUCGCCUACCAGCUGGCCCUCCAAGCCCAGAGAGCAAAGCCUCUUGGUGCUGGAGCAGGAGAAAUGAUUGAAACAAAAUCUUCCAAACCAGUGCCUAAACCGCGAGCCGGCAUGAGGAAAUCUGCGCUGGAUCCCCCUGAAGUGGACCAAGACUCGCAGUCUCAUGCCAGUGUCUCCUGGGUCGUGGACCCCAAGCAGGACUCCAAGCGGACCCUCAGCACUAAGUAUGAGACCACUAUCUUCUAAAGCCGACACCGCGUCCGCCCCGUCUAACCGUGCCUUUGCGAUCUGAUCUGUCUGCUCUUCUAAACUCCCUCUUCCUCCAGCUGCUCGCCCUGAGCCCGUGUAGGCACCACGUCCAAGGCAGCAGCACUUAGGAGACUGUAGACUUAAACAGCUUUUGUACCUGAUCGCUGCUGAACACUGUGAAUCUCCUUACUCGGAAACAAGGGUAACGCGCUGUAGCUGAACGUGAGGCGGGAGGAGCAGAGGGCAGGCUGGGAGUCGGAGAUGUGGAUCCAGGAAAGCCGCCUGCCGUUUUCACGUCUUCCCCCUCGCUCUGGCACUGUGAAUCCCUGGGGCAAUGUGACACUCCCCAGGCCUUUUUUUCUAUCUCACUUUGUCCUUGGACUGAUGGAGACCUCUUGUCUCUGCGGUGCACACACUCCCUUCUCCUAGAUCCUCCUCUUCCCGACUGAGCCACGGCUGUAUACUGUUCAGUGAACUCACCUCUCCUUCCUGCCAGUCGAGUUGACACUAACCACUGUGAUGCUCUCUGCAAAUAACACGCGGGCACUCCAUUUCUCACGGUGACCCUUGCCCGCAGCCUCGCUCCUCAAAGCCCGGCACAGAACCCGCUCCGCUGGGGGAGCGCUGGUUUGGGCCGGGUGUGAUCGUUCCCACUGUGAGCUCUGCCCCUCGGAGAUGAGGGGGGGGUUGGUUGCAUGCAUUUCAGUCCCUUGUAGGUUUUUCUUCACCCCAUAGUCCUCCUGUUUACACUCAUCAGACUACUCGUGAGCUCUGGGCGUAGUUCUCACGGGGCAGCCUGUGGUUAAGCUUCCAAAGGCACAUGUUGCUGUUAGCCCCGGGCUGGGGAGGGGAGGUGUGGGCUGGACACCGAAAGCAGCAGUUGGCAUCAGCAGAGAGAGGUCAGGGAGCAGCCCUGGGUUAUUUGCUCCUCAUGUUAAGGGCAGCAGCAGCUUGUCCGAGCUUUGCUGGGGCUUUAGAGCUGCUGCCUCGAAGCUUCCAUUUCCCCAGACUUGCGGCCAAAUCUGAUGUUUCAAAGUCUUUAUUUAGCUCUUUCUCAGGAAUGAGUUUGAUCUCCCAAGUCAUUUGUGACUUAAUGGUACUGAGUGGCAAACUGACUUCAGACUGAGGGCUGCGCUAGUGAGGAUCCAAGCAAGAGGACUAAAAGUAAAAGGACUGUCUUGGAGGAAAAAAAAGGAAAGCUCAGUCUAGUAAAUACAUUUCAUGUGCCACAGAGCCCCUGAUAUAGAGCCAGCACUGCCCAGGUGCUGCAGUGCCACCCUGCCAGCCCAGGCCUUGUGGACAGAACGUUGCUGUGCCUCAGGUGCUCCUCGAGGCUGGGUUUGGGUUCCAUCAGCAAAAUUCCAAGCUGUAAGAGUGCCCUAAGGUUUCUGUAUCCCUCAAAGAGAAACUGCCUCACUGGUGGGGGUGGCAGUGCAGUUUCUACGUGUAGGCAUUCACCAUGCAGUUGCCACACGUCCGCCCGACUUCAGAGGGUCUGAGCUCUGAGCUUUUCAUCUCCCCCUGCUCUCAGCUGGGAAGGGCGGGUUCCUCCACACUUCCUAAAUCUGGGUCACUAGAGCAUGUGCCUUUCUAAGGGUGACCAAGCCCAGCAGGGAUCACAGGCAGCCCUGCCCAAGCCACGACACUGCCAGUGUGUGUGUCCGUAGCCCUCGCUCUCGUGUCCCAUCUCCGGGGCCAUUCGCCUCGUCUUUCCCAGCACGUGUUUUUGUAUGACUUGGAAAUUCAUUCCAUUAUCUCCCUUUCUGUUUGCCUCUGCGAAGCUGAGCUCCAGGCAGCCGUCUCCUACCAUGGAAUGUAGUUACGGGGCAGAGACCUGGGACGCAGUGGCUGCUGACAUGAAGAUCAUCUCCCUCUGGCACAGGCGGCUGCCUUGGAGUGGGUGCGUGGCUGCUCGGUGAGGGCUCCCAGAGCAGAGGGGGAAGGGACUCAGCCCCCGCUGAGGAAAACCACUCUCUCCUUUCCUAGCGAAGGAAACUUGAGACUUGGAGGCAGAGAGCGAUGUCGCCUUUUCUAGUUUGAGACAAACGUCUUUCGACCUGUUUCUUUUUUAACAUGUGAAAUGACACAGAGCAAAUGCAGUUCACGGUUUCAAUGUAGCACCGCAGCUUUUUGUUGAGGAAAAAACCCGAAAUAUUUACUGAGAAUCCCACAGUCCAGCGAGGAGUACGAUAGAAAGUCUUAGCAGGGGCAUGGUGUGCACAUCUCUGACGGUACUUACUCUGCUUCAGCUCUGGGUGAACAGGAGAGAACGUCAAACUCUUGGAUAUUGCUUCCUCCCAUGUGAGAACCGUGCGGGGUAAGUCUGCAUCCUGUUCUCCAAGCCACUCCAUGCUUUUGUAGCAAAUGGAAGUAACUUGAGGAAAAGAGUCUGCAAAGGAUCUUUCCCCCCAGAGCGGUUGUGGCCAAUAUCCCCAAUGGUACAAAGCUUCCUUAUCCCCUGAACUGUCGCGUUGCAAUACUUGACAUUUCUGUGGCAAGGACCCCGUUUCUUCCCAUUUCCGCAUUGAAUUCCUGGGGACGACUCCCUCCUCCAGCCUCUGUGCACCUGUCUUGUUUUUAAAUGCAGUUAUGCCCUGAAGGGUUGGGGGUUUUUAAGUAUAUUCAAUUGUGAUUUAGCACUUUUUUGAUACUAGCUCAUUAUUUAAUUAGUGCAACAGUUUCAGAAGAUGAACAAAUAAGGAGUUAAACUUUGGGCAUUACACUGAAACAGUCCAUUCCUGAGGAUAAACCACAUCAGCCUGAGGGUGGCUUGGCCCUGUGCAAGCCCAGUGUCCCCAAAGACACAACCUCGAAGGUGCUGUGUGCUUGCUUUCCUUUUGAAUUACAGAGUGUUUAACAGUGGUUUGGGCUGUGACUGACGUGUUUUCAGACUGUUCCCCUCAGGGGAGAAUAUUAAUAUAGUUGUGAUUUAAAUUCUUCAGAUGCAAAAUGUAGCGCAGUGCGUCCGUUACGAUCUUGUCAGGCCUUAUCAGGGCUGUGGGACCUGCUGCUGCACGGGAACACUGUGCCCAGGUAAUUCCUGUUUAACUCCAGUUGCUGCUGUAUGUCAGGAUUUCCUUUAAUCUCUCUCACAGUGAGGCUGGGAGAGAAGCAAACCGUGAUCCUGAGGGCUCAGACCUGUAAAGGAUUGGGAGGGAGAAGUGAAGAUUUUGGGUGAAGCUGAUGAAUUUAGGAAACCUAACAUUCCUUGUUAUGCACAUGUUGCAAUUCAUACUGGUGUUAAGUGUAAAUAUUUGAUGUGUUGGCAACAAGUCGUUGGCGAGAUUGCAAAUUGAACCUCUGUUUGGGAGGUUUCUUUUCUGACACGUGAGCUUUUUGGAGGUUGGCUUGGAGGUGACAUGGUGAUGAAGACUCCAAUCUUCAGGGACUGGGCUCGGUGACCCUGGUGGUCCGUUCCAGCCCCACGUGUAACCCUGUGGUUGUCUUUAGUGAUCCAACCGUUCUUUAGCCAGAUACUCCCUUUCUCACCUGACAGAACAGUUGUUUUAGCCGUUCAGUGCGGUGGGAUCUCUCAAGGGAGUCAGUGCUGGAGACUGACCCUGGGCCGUGCCAAUUGCUGGCUCCUGGCCACAUUAACCCACCCACUGCACAGUAUUCGGGCUCUUCCUCCCUGCAGGGUUUUGUGGUAUCUGGAGGAAAGUGCCCCAAAUUUCUGGUGCUGAAUAUGACUUUGCAUCAAACUGCAUCUGCUGUAUUUACCUGCCUGGGAGAAGGUGGGGCUGCCCUGGGCCUUGUUCCCCUCUUUAAGGACAGAUUGUGUUUCACAGACUUUGGUUUGUGGGCUGAGCCCUCACUCACGGCCGGCAAACGGAGAUGCUGAGUUUUGUCUUUUUUUAUAUAGGAGGGGAUGAUUUUAUUUUUUUUUCAAAUUGAAGAUGCUUUAUCCUUUUUUAUUUUGUGUUUACAAAGAAAAAAACAGCGCUAAUCUUAGCUGUUCCGCUGACUUUAAACUUGCUUUGGGAUUGUUCUUUUUAGAAGAAAUUAUGCAACCUUUUUGGGGUACACGCCUGUCCCCUUCCCAGGGAGAAGAUAUGGCACCUUCCAGGCUGUACAUGUCAUGAAUUCUGUACCUUCAGGAGGCUGCUGAGACACAGAGCAGAUGCCAAAUAGCACCAGAACACGUCCCGUUCUGUGUGCAGCUGAGGUGGAGCCAAUGCUUUAAUGCUCCUUCCACCCACCUCCCAAGUUUCCAGCAGCAGCGUUUCCCCAGCUCUGCUCACAUCAGUUCCGUGCCGUCAGAUCUGUGGUUUGGAGCCGGUACAGCGCUCACAACGCUGCCUUGUUGCAAAGGUCUCCCUUUUAGGUCUCGCAUUGGUAUUACUUAAUUGCAUUUUUUUCCCAAAAGAAAGUACCUGUGCUGCUCUCACUAAGUCAACCCAGCUCAGACAUUUUUCUUACCCAUGGAAGAAUAACCUGGGAUUCCCUGACAGGGUAGAGACAGUCAAGUUCAGUUUGCAAUGUGGACAUUUUUGCUAAUUGUGAUGUAUGGCAGUGGGGCUGAUUUGUAUACAAAUGUUAUUUAAUCUGUCUGUAUUUUGAUACUUGAAUUUCCUUUUAUUUCUUGUAUAUACAAUUGUUAAUCUGUUCGAAUUUGUCUGAAUUUUAAACAUCUUGUGGUACCAAACGUAACCAAUCUGUGCAACAACAUAGACUGACCUCACUACAACAAGGCGAGAUUGUAAAUAUUCCUGGGCUUCCAGCAGUCGUUUUGUUGUUUUCAUAAUUGUACAACUUAGAACAGACCGAAUUAAUAAACAACCUUAGACACAC
Molecule: messenger RNA, 10360 nt
Organism: Pipra filicauda (Wire-tailed manakin)
Lineage: Eukaryota; Metazoa; Chordata; Aves; Passeriformes; Pipridae
Gene: ANKS1A
Product: ankyrin repeat and sterile alpha motif domain containing 1A
Exons: 21
Coding region: 2564-5566 (1000 amino acids)
Cellular component (GO): cytosol
Molecular function (GO): protein binding
Source: RefSeq, a predicted model, not a curated record